AUGGAACAUUUAAAAACAUUACGUGUCAAGCGAGGUAGCUUAGAAGCGCGACUAUCAAAUUUUCAGGUAUACGUUGAAAAAUGCAUGACACAAAUCGAUUCAAUAGACGAUAGAGUCUUAAAAAACAGACUUUCGGAUAUUGAAAGUCUACUCGCGGAAUUUUCGGAGCUUCAGGUAGGCAUUGAAUGCUCGGUGAAAAAAGAAGACUUACAAGGCGAGUAUGACAAGCGCAAGGCAUUUGAAAACGACUUUUAUUCAAUUAUUUCAAAAGCGCAAGGUCUUGUCAAGGAAAAUAGUACAGAUAAUGUAGGUUCAGCCUCGGUUUCCAAUCCAGAAAAUAGCAGAUUCCCUAGCUCAUCAGAAGUACGAUUACCGGCCCUAAAUCUGCUAAUAUAUUCAGGAGAGGCAGGUGAAGGGCUCCAGUUUCGCGAUAGCUUUGAUAGCUUGAUAAAUAGCAACCUUUCCAUUAGUAAUGUACAGAAAUUUCACUAUCUAAAGAGAGCUUUGAAGGGUGAAGCAUUUGAAGUUAUCGCCAAUAUCCAGGUCACACAUGACAAUUUUCCGAUAGCUUGGGAUUUAUUGUGUGACCAAUAUACUGACAACAGGGCAUUGUUGCAUGUACAUACCAAGGCCUUAUUCGAUAUUCAUCCUGUAAAAAAGGAAUCUUUAAAGAGUUUAAGCCACUUGGUAGAUCAUGUGAGGAUGCAUUUAAGGUCUUUAAAGUCAUUAGGACAGCCUACAGAAUCAUGGGAUACUUUAAUUAUAUAUUUGGUAUUCACUAAACUUGAUCCAGUGACAAUUAGAGAAUGGGAAUCAAAGGAUUUCAUGAAUGAUACUCCUAAGUUGGAAGCUUUUCUCACAUUUUUGAAACAAAAGGCAAAAAUGCUCAAAAGAAUGGAGGAAAAACAUACAGAGGCAAAUUCAAGCCAAAACGUAAAGGGAAAAACUUCUAAACCACCAGCAGAGUCUAGUAAUAGAUCUAAUUCUCAUGUUCAGAGAAGUUAUCACAUCUCAGAUCGUACUUGUGCAUCAUGCGAUGCUCCAAAUCAUAAAAUUUAUACAUGUACAAAGUUUCUAAGGUUGUCUGUGCCUGAACGGACCGAUUUAGUCAAAAAAUCCAAUUUGUGCAUUAACUGUCUAAAUCGGGGGCAUCAGGUAAACAAUUGUAACUUUGGUCAUUGCAAAAAUUGUACUGUUAAGCAUCAUUCUCUGUUGCACGUUUCCGAACCUUCUACAUCUAACACCAAUGCGCAACAGUUUCUAUUUACAUUUAAUUAA
Messenger RNA from Diabrotica virgifera virgifera (western corn rootworm), 1278 nucleotides. RefSeq lists its product as uncharacterized. The transcript has a single exon. The coding region runs from base 1 to 1278 and encodes 425 amino acids. NCBI's taxonomy places the organism in Eukaryota, Metazoa, Arthropoda, Insecta, Coleoptera, Chrysomelidae. The record is from RefSeq and is a predicted model, not a curated record.